CCUUAUAUUCGCAACAGAAACCGUUAAUUAUGUAGAGCUGUUUACAGUGUAUUUUAUUUAUGCGUUUGAGUCAUGAUAGAGUCUUUGAAUCACUAACUUAGACGCUAUAAGACGCUUGCUGACAUAGUAUAUGGUAUAUGUUACAUACACUGUGUUUGUAAAACAGUACUUAAAAUAACAUCCAAUGGAUGUUAUGCAAUGUGCAGCUCCAUAUGUUGCACCUUGAAAUGUAUGGGGACGAAUCAUGUCAGUUUACAUACGGUACAGAACGUAAAAAUGUGUUCACAAAAUUGACGAAGAGAGAAAAGCAAAAUGCACUAAUGCAAUGAGGAGUAGAUGGGCUUAAAGCAGCAGUGGAUACUGGAGAGAUUUGUCUUGCUAGUUGCUACAAAUUUGAUUACGUUACUUUAAAAAUGUAUAGAUAUUAAGUAUUACAUUCUAGAAAAAAAAAAUGCUAAGUGCUGUAUUUCUAGGAAAGCAACAAAAUCAUUCUAUAGAUCGUUAGUUCUGAAGUAGUAGGCUAUAUUGCUUAAGAUCCCUUCGUCUUUUUGACCGGAAUGCCACUAUUUUGGACGUACUAUAUCAGCUUAGAUUUCGCAAGUUCAUUACUUUUGAUGAAACGCCAAAAUGAAUAGUGUGAUUGUGUUGGGUUUACCAUAAUCCAUUGACAGUAAAUGAAUAUUGUUUUUGAGAAUUACGUAAACAUUGGUGUAUUUCCGUAUAAAGGGUUCUUUAAAAUUCUGAGGUCGAAGUAUCAUCAUGGAUCACGACAAGUACGCGGUCCGAAAAGCCAUAAAGGAAGAUUGUGAAUCAAUUCAGCGACUAAUUCAAGAAUUAGCCGAUUACGAAAAAAUGCCGAAUGGUCCCCAACUGGACCCAAAAACGCUAGAGCAAGAUGGAUUUGGGACCCGUCCUUUUUUUGAAGCAUUCGUAGCUGUGGAGAAAGAGUCGAACCAGAUCAUUGGGUUUGCCCUCUAUUUCUUUACGUAUUCUACCUGGCAAGGAAAGUCGUUGUACAUGGAGGAUAUUUACGUACAGCUCCAGCAUCGACGAAAAGGGGUUGGUUUGUCCCUCCUUCGCUCCGUUUCCCAGGUGGCGCUUUCAGAAAACUGUGUUCGCUUGAACUUUUCCGUUUUGAAUUGGAAUUCCCCUUCCAUUGAAUUCUAUAAGUCAUUGGGUGCAUCGGAUUUGACAGAGAAAGAAGGAUGGCAUUGUUUUCGGAUGAAUAGAGCCGAAAUUGAGCAGUUAGCCCAAUGUAAAGCGUGAAACACUUGACGAAUUCUACUACAUAUUGUAAGUUAAAUAAAAUAAUAUUAUUCAUUGAUAAAAUGCCUUGAAGACCUGGGAAGUUCCCAAAGCAUUAAAAAUGGGAUGGGAUAAGUUCAUUAAUCAGUAAGAUUGUAACAUCUAAAAAGAAAUGUGUCAUAACUUCAUAGCAAAUGAUUAUCGAGCGAAGAAAGCAGUGUAAUCGGGGUUUUAAAUCAGAGUUUGCUGUUUCGUGCACCGCUUGAAACGGGAUUUGCAGUUAGUAACCACUGAAAGAUUUUACCUAAAAAAAAAUAACUAAUGAAAAAAAACUGUUUCCCUCGGAAAGACUACACGAAGGUAUCACAUAAUAACAAAAAAAGAAAAAAACAGUCAGAAGGCCCACCCUUACCCCUAACUAGUGCCAUCUGGAUUUGAGGAGCAAAAGAGUUUUCCAUAAGUUACUUUGUUAACACAAUUAUGGUUUUGUUAAAUACUUUAUAUAAUAUAUAAUAUAUACAAAUUAGUCAAUGAAUCUUGUACACGCAACGGUAAGCCCUUUAAACUAGUGCAUAAUCCUGAAAUAUCACAAGAUGAAUGCGAAGUAAGACAGAAAAUAUAAUAACAGUAAAAUAAUCAAAUGCUUUUUACGUACAACUUUACCUAGGUACAGCAAUGUGCAAGAGCAGUAGAAAUUAUGAUGAUAUCUACAGUGGCUCAGUGAUAGAGCAUCGACUGGAUAAGCUAAAGAUAGUGGGUUCGAUCCCCAAGCAACAUAUGAUAAAUGAAUGAGUACUUAAUUAAAAAUUCUCGUAUAAGCCAAUGUUUGUUCAUAUGUCUGGAAAACUGGAAAUAGAAUAAAAACUGCAAUGAAAGUCUUA
Messenger RNA from Daphnia magna, 2126 nucleotides. Its product is annotated as thialysine N-epsilon-acetyltransferase. The record is from RefSeq and is a predicted model, not a curated record. The transcript is spliced from 6 exons. Bases 760 to 1266 code for a protein of 168 amino acids. Lineage: Eukaryota; Metazoa; Arthropoda; Branchiopoda; Diplostraca; Daphniidae. Gene Ontology annotation, molecular function: N-acetyltransferase activity.